Pangasianodon hypophthalmus (striped catfish) is the source of this 5477-nucleotide messenger RNA. RefSeq names its product phospholipid phosphatase related 3a (gene plppr3a). The transcript is spliced from 8 exons. NCBI's taxonomy places the organism in Eukaryota, Metazoa, Chordata, Actinopteri, Siluriformes, Pangasiidae. The record is from RefSeq and is a predicted model, not a curated record. The coding region runs from base 365 to 2521 and encodes 718 amino acids. Gene Ontology annotation, biological process: phospholipid dephosphorylation; phospholipid metabolic process; signal transduction. Gene Ontology annotation, molecular function: phosphatidate phosphatase activity.
UGUGUGUGUGUGCGUGUGUGUGUGUUAGACCCCUCCUCCUCCUGCCUCAGUUACUCCUUCCCCUCCCUCUCUCACCCUCUUUGUGUCCACGCUGCUCCCGUCCUCACGAUCACUCGUCUUCUCUUCACACAUUCCGAGGAAGGGAAGAAACUCAUCCGUCUGUCCUCCAUCUCUCCAUCCGUACAUCAUCCAGACCAGAAUUUGGAGGAUAAACGAGGAUAAAGACAGCAGCGUAGUGUGUGCUUGUGUGUGUGUGUGUGUGUGCUUGUGUGUGUGUGUAUAUAUCUGUGUGUGUGUGUGUGAGUGUGUGUGAGUGUGUGUGUGCACUCACCCUGAAAGGAAACACUCUCAGUCCGGUGAAUGGAUGAAGAAGGACAGAUCCAAACUGGAGCGUAAUAAACGAGUGAAAAAACGGAGACGGACUGGGAAAGAGUCCCUCCAUCCACACCAUCCGAGGGAGAGAGCGAGUUCUCGCUCCAGCACCAGGACGAUGUCUCCGAAGGACAACAAACCCAAAAAGCCACCAAAGGACAGCAUGACCUUACUGCCGUGCUUCUACUUUGUGGAGUUGCCCAUCGUUGCCUCCUCGAUGAUCUCUCUGUACUUCCUGGAGUUAACUGACGUCCUCCAGCCGGUUAAAUCUGGUUUUCGUUGUUAUGACCAGUCUCUGAGUAAACCGUACGUGGAGACGGGAGACGAGCUCAUCCCCCUGCUCAUGCUCCUGAGUCUUGCCUUCGCCGGGCCUGCUGCCUCGAUCAUGCUAGCUGAGGCUCUGAUGUACUGCAUGCAGUCCAGAGUGAAGUUCACUCGUGGUUCUGAAGGCAGCAUCAACGCCAGCGGCUGCAGCUUUAACUCCUUCCUGCGCAGAACCGUGCGGUUUGUAGGGGUGCAUGUGUUUGGAUUAUGUUCUACAGCUCUAGUGACAGAUGUGAUACAGCUGUGCACCGGUUAUCACGCUCCAUUCUUCCUCACUGUGUGUAAACCCAACUACACUCUGCCUGGGAUCUCCUGCCACAAAGACCCCUACAUCACUCAGGACAUCUGUUCAGGACGCGACCAUUACGCUAUCCAGUCCGCUAGGAAAACCUUCCCAUCCCAGCAUGCAACACUCUCCGGCUUUGCGGCUGUCUACAUCUCUAUGUACUUUAACGCCACCAUCUCGGACAGCACCAAGCUCCUGAAGCCCGUGUUGGUGUUUAUCUUCGCGAUAGCAGCCGCUCUGGCGAGUCUCACGCAGAUCACGCAGUACCGCAGCCAUCCCAUCGACGUCUACGUGGGAUUCGUCAUCGGAGCCGGGAUCGCUGUUUAUCUGGCGAUUUACGCCGUUGGAAAUUUCAAACCCUCUGUGGAAUCAUCUCCUCGGAUACUGAAGAAGCCUCCUCCACCUCAGAAAGAUGCUCUUCAUGCUUUAACACAACGCGGCCAUGACUCCGUCUACCAGAAAGCACACGCAUCCGAGAGCAACGACGAGCUCGCGGCGCCGGUGGACGUAUCCGGACUAAACCGCAAAGUCCGCCGUGAAAAAGCCUCGAUGGGUAGUUUGAAACGAGCCAGUGCCGACGUGGAGCUCCUGGCCCCCCGAAACCCGAUGGGGAAAGAGACCAUGCUGACUUUUAGCAACACGCUUCCCAGAGCAAGCGCUAAUGCAAACGGCAUGGAAGAACCUGCGCAGCGACACAUGACAUUCCACGUACCUUCAUCCAAGCAGCUGGUAUCCGAGUGGAAGCAGAAAUCUCUGGAAAUGCGGACUUUGAGCUUGAGGGAGGACGGCCAACAGGGCGGAGCCAUUGAAGUAGUAGAAGAAACAAAUGAAGAGUCCAAGGAGAACUUGGACAUGGACUUGCAUACUUCCUUGUAUCCCAGUGUUCAGGCAGCGGCGGCAGCAACCAGAGUCUCGAUUCCCCAAAGACCUGGUGCUCCACAGUUGGUUCACAUCCCAGAAGAAGCUUCCAAACCUCCACCUGUAUCUCCAAAAAGUGCCACGACUAGAGCAAAAUGGCUUUCCAUGAUGGAAAAAAGUCCAGUAGCGGCAGCAACACCGGAGCCACCUCGUCUCCCAAGCAAGCCGCUGGUCAUGCAAGUCACGUCCACUCCGAAGUCUUCUGAGACAGCUUCAUCUUGUGCUACAUCAAGCAUUGCCUCGAGCACUGAGUCGCCAUAUUUCCGCAUGCCAUCCGAGCGAGAUUCAUGCAGCAUCGUCACCGUCGAUGCCCACGCACCUCAUCAUCCUGUAGUCCGUCUGUCUUCGGUGAGCUCCAACACCUGGGAUUGGAGGAGCAGCACCAACGGAAGCACAGAAAUCCAAGAAACCAGUCGAACCAUGCCCAGGAAGGAGUUCCGACCUGCUAAAACGGACUCCUUCGGCUCCGAACCGCCGCCACACCCAGAUUUGGUGCCACAAUUCCACCGAAAACCUUCUAUAUCCUCCAGGGACUGGGAUCCUGGACAGCCGCAUCCCGAACCGGACCAUUUCUUCAAAAACUUGCAAUUGGACCAACGAUUUAAAGACGCAAACCUUUAAAAGAGCAAGAAAGACUCAAAACCGGAGUCUUAUAUGGGGGGCAUCUUGAAAGCGUACCAGCGAAUUAAAGUCAGGCUUUCAAAGGAGUAGAAGAAUGAGGAAAUGCUUUUGUAUAGCUGAUGAGGUUCAGUGUGAAAUAGUCAUGUAUUUUAGGGAAGCGGGGAAAAGGAAUAGUUUUGGUCCUCUUAGCUGUCACACUUGUACAGCAGGCGACAACUUUAAGAACAAAGAUGGUGGCCAUUUCAUGAACAGCAAGAUGGACGAGACUUAUUUCUUGUUUCUGCCAGUUGGAGUUCAGUGUGAAUACGUCAUUUAUUUUAGGGAAGUAAGAAAUUGGGAAUGGGCAAAGGUACUGAUUAAACUUAGACAUAGAUCAAGGCUUUAAAGAUUGAGAACGCAGACCGGUUUCUUUUCUCUUGAAGGUAGGGUUUUAUGGGAAUGCGUCGUGUAUCUUAGGGAGGUGAGAAAAGCAAGAGGGUUGAACUGAGUAAACGUUUUCAUAGGGAGCGUCUGAACUUGGUCUUUAGAUCAGCUGAAGUUGCUUUCUUCACUUUACAGGAUGUAUUUAUUCUUUGGGAAUAAAUCAUGUGUCUUAGGGAGGAAAGCAAGACUAGGGAGGUUUUUAAAAGUAGGUGAAAAUAAGACUAUUGUUUGGUCAAACAGGUGACCACUUCUUCCAGAAGAGCCAUCAAACAGGCAACUUAAAGAUGGAGGUUUUUAAAAUAAACAAAAUACUGACCGAGAGUUUCUGUCGUUCCUCAGCAGGAAGUGUUCAGUAUUGAAACAUCGUGUCUCGUAGGGAGUUGAGGGGAAAAAGACAGUUUAACCCGGAACAACUUGGUCCAGUCUCUAGGGGUCAGUAUGAACGUUGUAUUUUAGGACAUUGGAUUAUCUGGAAGUGGAUCCGUAAUUUAAAGACUUGAUUUUCCAUUUCUUGAGCCAGUGGCGUUCAUUGUGAAUAUGUUGUUUAUUUUAGGUAUGAAUGCAUCGAUACUGAUUCCGGUAUCUGAUCCGAUACGUGUUCAUUUACUUGUAAAAAAAAUACUUUGAUACGAACAUCCAAUACCAGGUGAUACUGCGUAACGUAAUCUUACUGUACGACAUCAUGCUAAUAAACUGGACGUAUUUCACGAUGAAUGAUCAAAGCGAAACAGACUGCAAAAAGAUGAAGAACUACAGCAUCUUCCUGUAAUACAAGCGCUAAAACAUCUUAAACAUUAAACUCAGCAAACAACGUUAACAGUAAAGCUAAAUAAAAUGUUCCGUCACGCCCCGAUUGAUAAAUACUUAACAUCUUAUUCAUUUCAGUAUCGGUAUUCAUGAGUAACGAAUGAACUUGUACUUGUGCUAUGAAAACGUUUGUAUCGAUGCAUCCUGAAUGUUAGGUUGGUAAAGGGACGACGUCUCAUUGGACGGAGUAAAAUUGAUCAGUUAGGGUGCGAGGAGAGCAACUGAUUCUGUAGAUCAGAAGUUUGUUUCUUUUCUCUAGAAGGUGAGGAAAACAUCGUGUAUUUUCGAGAAGUGAAUCGAGGCAGAUUUUCUCAUUUUAUAAUCUGGAAUUGGAGGUCCUUUCACAAAUCACUUUAAAGUUGAAGGUAGGUAGGUUUAAGGUAGAAACUGGAGUGUGUGUGUUUAUAUACGAGGUUUUACGGUAACCACCAGGCGCUUAAGGGGGAAAAAGCUGCAGAUUGUCCGUUUUAGUUAAAAUCUACAGUCGAUACUAGAAAAGUUUACAUGCACACUUUCUUACUAAUUGCUAUACGUAACACUUUUCUCCUAAAAUAAGAAGAAAGAAAGUGUGCAUGUAAACUUUUCUACUGUCUACAACCUGGUAUUUACCGUAAAACCCUGUAUAUACACGCACUACUGUUUCUAACAAGUUUGAAUGCAUCUGCACUGACCGGCUCAGAGAGCAAACAGUGUUUUUAAUUACUUUCUAACUAUUAUUACUAUUAAAAUUAUUUGUAAAAUGUUAGAUUUGACACUUUGUUAUAGUCCUAAUUAAUUUAAUCUUUUUUGGUCCAAACGUUUGGUGGAAAAAGUGUUGAUUUUCGGGCAGAAACCUUCAGCGGCAUCUCUGAUAAAUCUGUGUAACUGAUGUUAGCUAUAAAGUACGUGUGUGUAAUGUUAGCUCUAAGGAACACACACUGAUAGAUUUUAUUUCACGUUCACGAAAUCAAAACUAUCUCCAUUUACUGUGACAGAAAGCGAGGAGGCCGCGUCAGUCAGGGCUUCUUUCAAGCAGGAAAAUCGAGUCGAGACGAGACGAGACGAGAGAUUACUAAUGCGAGAUGAGGGGAAGGGGGCGGGGCUUACUGGUGGUCAGUUAAUAUCAGAGAGUUCAAAACACCUACGCAACUGUCAAUCAUUCCAGAUUCAGAUGUCGAUUGGUUCGUCUGCUGUUUUGUUUUUUUGAGGGGUUUAUUGUUUAUGGUUUAUUGAAGGUAGGCGGGUCUGUGUGUUUUAGGCUCGAUAUCCGAACCAGCGCAGGAGAAACGAAACAGGAAAAGGAAAUCGAACCAGCAAGAAGACGAACUUGUCAUGAAUUCACUCGAAUGGAAUAUGCAACCGAACUUUAAUUAACUCUGAAAAUCAGGAAGAUUUCAUUUGCCUCAACUUGUUUGUUUCCAUCAUGCCAUGGACUUGAUGUUGAAUUAAAAUGUGAAAAACACCUUCAGAGUUUUAUACGACAACGAUUCUGAAAAGUUCCUCUCCGGUAACGUAAUGUACAGUGACUUUUUAGCGUACGAGGCCCGUUUUUGGUUCGGGAGGCCGGCUGAGUUUGAGCCUUUUUAUACUUAACUGUUGAAAAGUGUUGCUUGUUAUGAUGUGUGUGUUGCAUGAAGUUUUAUUUCUGUGUGUUAGUUUGUGGAAAGACUGUUCUACAUCAGCAAGAAAAGCUUCUUUCUUAUUGACUUGAACUUUUUGGUAAAAAUAAAAUUGGAUACCACUUACA